This is a messenger RNA of Miscanthus lutarioriparius, 405 nucleotides long. The record is from the annotation of a GenBank genome assembly. Lineage: Eukaryota; Viridiplantae; Streptophyta; Magnoliopsida; Poales; Poaceae.
AUGGCGACGUGUAGGACCCACCCGCCGGUGCAAGUUCGUCGUGAUUCCAUCUCCUUUCUGAUCAUCAGCGCAAUUCAUAAUGCCGGCGUCGUCGUCGUCGUCGCCCGAGACCGUGAGCUGCGGCUUCGCUCUGGAGGAGGAUCCGUGGUCGCCCAUGAUGAUCGGCGGCGACGACUUCUUCCUGGCGCAGCUGGUGCCGAGGACGUCUCGGACGGGCUCCUCGGCAAGUUCGCCGACACCAGCGCGUUCGACUUCGACUACGACCGCAGCGGGCUCUGGUCGCCGCUCGUGCCGCUGCGCCCCGAGGUCAUGCUGCUCGCGCAGUCCCCGGCGGCCGCGGCGACGGCGGUGGCGCCGGAAGCGGAGGAAGGUGCUCUGCGGCUGCUGGCGAUGGUGGUGACGUGA